CGAACAGAUGGGAGGAGCACCGCAGUCCCGACCAAGGAAGCAGUUUAUCGGUACGGCAGGGAACAACAUCAGAUCGGGAAGGUUUCGGAUCAUCUCCUCAGCCAACUUUUGCGCUCCGGUUUUAGGCCUGAAUGGGACUGUGCCUGUAUUCUGAGAAAUAAUAUAUUGAGAAAAGAAUGAUUUUUAAGAAGAAAAGAAUUUGGAUGAGCUUCAUUAAUUAAAGAGAAUGAGAACCUAAUACAUGCAACCUUUUUUGGAAGUGAGCCCAAAGUCAUGUUUUAUGCAGCAAUGCAAAAUUUGGAAGACAACAUGUUAAGAUUGGGACUUGUAGUGACUCUUAUUGAAGUCCUUUCUAUGCCUGUAAUACAUGGGCACAGCUCUUUUACCUGUGAGCCAAUCAAAGUUCUUUACUGUCUUACUGUUCACUAUAACAUGACAUAUUUUCCCAAUAUAAUGGAACACUAUGAUCAAGAUAUUGCUGCCAGUAAAAUGGAGCCUUUUGCUCCACUUAUCAAACUACAGUGCUCUCCCGAUGUACAAACCUUCCUGUGUCAGGCGUUCCUUCCUGAGUGUACAGAACAUGUAAGAGUGAUCCACCCCUGUCAAGGCCUGUGUGAACGUGUUCACUUUGACUGUAGACAAUUGAUAGAAACAUUUGGAAUUGCUUGGCCUCCUGAGCUUCAGUGUGAGAGACUGGAAAAAUGUGUGGAUCCACAGUUGGCCUCGUCUGCCCCAUCUACUAAACUUCUCAUCACCCAGAUGCCUUCUCGGUCUGUGCAGAGAGAAUAUGGAUUCUGGUGCCCUAGACAGUUAAAAACAUUGUCAUCUACUUUUCUGAGUGCAAGUGAUUGUGCACCACCCUGCCCUAACAUGUUCAUUAAGGCCGAGGAUGUAGAGUUUACCAAAACUUUGAUCGGAAUCUUUUCCAUCAUCUGCCUAUGUGCCACCUUGUUUACUUUUUUCACUUUCUUGAUUAAUGUCCAAAGAUUUCGUUACCCAGAGAGACCCAUUAUCUUCUAUGCAGUAUGCUAUAGUUUUGUAUCAUUAAUCUAUUUUAUUGGUUUCCUCUUAGGUAACAAUAUCUCAUGCAACAGGGCAAGUGAAAAAAUAGGCAACAUGGAGACAGUAGUCCUUGGUUCACAGAAUAAGGCCUGCACUAUUCUUUUCAUGCUACUUUACUUCUUCUCCACAGCAGGGACAAUUUGGUGGGUUAUCUUAACUAUCACCUGGUUUUUAGCAGCAGGCCCCAAAUGGAGUUGUGAAGCUAUUGAGAAAAAAGCAUUGUGGUUUCAUUCUGUUGCAUGGGGUAUACCUGGCGUGCUGACUGUCAUGCUUUUGGCCAUGAACAAAGUGGAAGGUGACAACAUUAGUGGAGUAUGCUUUGUGGGCUUAUAUGACUUGGAUUCCUUGCGCUAUUUUGUCCUAGCCCCUUUGUGCAUCAGUGUUGUGUUGGGACUCUCCAUGCUCCUAGCUGGCAUCAUUUCACUUAAUCAUGUACGGCAGGUCAUCCAGCAUGAUGAAAGAAAUCAGGAAAAGCUGAAGAAAUUCAUGAUUCGCAUUGGAAUCUUCAGUGGCCUUUAUUUACUUCCUCUGGUUAUUCUUUUGGGUUGCUACUUUUAUGAACAAGGCUAUCGAUCAACUUGGGAAACUACUUGGAUCUACGAUCAUUGCAAAGACUACCAUAUACCCUGCCCUUACCAGGUAAAGAAUUUAACAAAGCCGGAGUUGUCCUUUUUCUUGGUGAAGUAUUUCAUGACACUGAUUGUUGGCAUCUCUGCAGUCUUCUGGGUUAGCAAUAAGAAGACCUGUACAGAAUGGGCAUUUUUCUUCAACAAAACACGCAAAAGAGAUCCUAUCACUGAAAGUCGGAGAGUGCUACAAGAGUCAUGUGAGUUUUUCCUGAAGCAAAAUUCAAGAGUGCAACAUAAGAAGAAGUACUAUAAAUCAAACUCUCAUAAAUUAAAGGUCAUCUCCAAAUCAAUGGGGACCAACACCGGGGCUAGUGCCAACCAUGGCACAUCAACAGUGGCCAUUGCUAAUCAAGACACUCUUGCUCAGACCACUUUUUCUGAAGUUGGGACUAACCCAGAUGCUUCUGGGAGGGUGCCAAUGGAACAGGGAGAAUGUGUUAAAAUGUACCCUCUUUUACCAAAAUCUGGAGAUCGAGAAGCCACUGGCCAGACCAAGCCUACACGUGAUUUAUCUGCAGAUAUGGACAGAAGAAAUAAAGCUGGGAGUUCUGGCAAAAUGAGCAACUUAUCAGAGAGUCUUCAACGAGUUCCUGAUGGAAGGCUGACCCCCCAAAGUGAUUUUGCAGAAGGUCGACCCGUCUACACAGGACAAGGGUAUUUAGGAUCUAGUAUCAAGGGAUCUACCACAUUGCCAGUGUAUGUGUUGUCAGAUGACAGAAAUAUGGAUAAGAGCUGUUCCAAUGCCUGAACACUUCAAUGAAUGAGCAGCCUGCAACCAAGUUUAUUUGACUAUGUAAAUAAUCGACAUUUGUGGCUGAGCAGAGACUUGCAGCUGGCCUUUGACAGAUAGAUUAGUGCCUAGAUUAGCAGGAUGUAGGGCUUUAAGGGUUUUAGGUGGAUUUAAAUAAGCUUUGUAAGUAAUCAUAAAGAUUUACAUUAGAUUUUCUGUAGUCUUUACACUGAAUUUUCGUGGGGAGUAUACACAGAGUUGCACUACUACAGUUUAGAAUUAAGAAAAAAUAAAGAAAAGCAGUUUUAAGAGUGCCUGCUCUGCAAGCUAUUUUUGCUACUUAUUUUUCAAAAUUAAUUUUUAUAGUCUCUUAUGAGUCAUAUUCUUAUGUUUUAUAUGUAUAUGUUAAAACCACUGGUUAAAUCAUUUAUAACUAAAGCUUAUAUCAUCUUAAAAGAACACAGUCAUAAGAUUUAUGGAAAUGUUUCUACUCAGAUGACUUUUAAAUUACUGAACUAUGCAAAAAUAAAUUUUAGCUUUGAAAUGUACCCAGGUGGUAAGCUAAACAAAAAGGUAAUAAACCAUUUGUAAAUUUCGUAAAAAUAAGAGACAUUAACAGUUUAAUGUUGGUCCAUUAAUCUGUAAAUUUGAACUCAUCAAGUAAUGAGAAAUAACUCAGCUUUGAGCAUUCAAAAUUGCAUGUGACAAGUCCAAUCCAAAUGUUCUCUUACAGUCCUGGGGCUGGAUAUGAAAAAAACUGAGAUUUAACUGGUAAUAAUAAAUCUAUCAAAAGCAUAUAUAAUCAAGAUGGAAUGCACGUUCAGUGGAUUGGCAAUUCUAAAUUGGCCUUAGUGUGUGCUUGGUGUGUGGGUGUGUUUGUGUGUGUCCUGUGGUGGGUUGGCACCCUGCCGAGGAUUGGUUCCUGCCUUGUGCCCUGUGUUGGCUGGGAUUGGCUCCAGCAGACCCCCGUGACCCAGUGUUCGGAUUCAGUGGGUUGGAAAAUGGAUGGUGGAAUAUGUAUUGUACUAAUGGCAUUGGACUGAAUCAAUAAAACAGAUCAUCCUCCCCUCAAAGAAAUUAGCUUUAUGCUGAAAGAAGUGCACCUGGUAUGCGUCAUGUAUUUACUGCAUACAGCAUGUGCAAAUUCACAAAACCAAGAUACAUUUUGGAUAUGUUAGUGUUAUCGGGUGAUGUAACAUUGCAAACACUUCAGUGUUGUACUAAGUAAUAAUAAGUUGAACAAUUGUUGUAUUUGAGCAAAUGAAGAUGUGAUUUUUUGGGGUGUAUUCAGCUAUGCUUAAUAUUUCUCCCUAUCUUAUUUUUGUGGUGAUCAUUUCUUUAAACAUGUGUAUUUAGAUUUUUUUCAUUUCCCAUGAAGGUGUGAGGUUUUAUCUCAUUAAGAAAAGCUGCUCACUCUUUUUGUGCUGCACUUUUUGCAUAUAUAUCUCCACCUCCUUUCUGCCCCCAAAUGUUGAUUAUCUUCUAAUUAAUUUUAAAUGUCAUCAUAGUCAGUAGGCAUCCUGAAAUUACUUAAAAAAUCAUGUAUAAUACUUCAAAAUAAGAGUCAGCUAUCCAACUGGAGAAAUGGAAGAUGGAGUAUGUUGAGAUAAAACAAAACUGGAGAACAGGUAUACUGGAAGGAACUGAGAUCACCCUUUGUAACAAACUAUUACUGUUAUAAGAAUUAGAAACAUUUUGAAAAGAUAAUACAUAAAGCACAAAGUUACAAAAAACAUUGUCUAACUCAUUCAAGACUAUGGAAUCCUUUCAGACCCUUUUUAAAGUCUUUUUUCAUUUUAUUUGCUUAUUCCUUCUUUCAUCACACAAGACUGAAGAAACAUUCUACAGUAGAUGUAUUUAGCAUGAAGACACAAAAGAAGCCCUUCCACUUUUAAAUAACAAAUUCCAAAGAAUUCUUGACAAAUAAAAUGUGCAUAUUUAAUCUCCAUUCUUAUGACACUUGUUUUGUUACUCUUUUUAUUUGGUGUCUGUUUCUUUGAUCUCCCACUAACACAAUCAUUAGCUGAGCAAAAUGUGAUUGGGCCAAAGAUGUAAUACUAUGGAAUCCAUAAGAAGUGAUUAAUAAUUAAAAGAUAGGGGGUAAGUAUCUACUAAAACAAUAUUUAAAUUCCAUUACUAUUUUUGUACUGUUUAUAAGAUCACAGUCAGAACAAGCACUAGUUAUAAAUGCAAUUUUUGAGAAAUAUAAUCUACCGGUAUUUACACAUUUUUGCCGCUUUUGUUGGUAUUCAAAAACCAAAGAGAAAUUUACAUUCUACAAAUGGAAGUAUUACUUUGCUUAUUUUAUUUUUGGUAUUUGUUGAUAUCACAUUUACUGUGUAAGGAAAAAAAAA
Polypterus senegalus (gray bichir) is the source of this 4775-nucleotide messenger RNA. Its product is annotated as frizzled-6-like. Gene Ontology annotation, molecular function: Wnt-protein binding; Wnt receptor activity. Gene Ontology annotation, biological process: non-canonical Wnt signaling pathway; canonical Wnt signaling pathway. The transcript has 7 exons. Lineage: Eukaryota; Metazoa; Chordata; Cladistia; Polypteriformes; Polypteridae. Gene Ontology annotation, cellular component: plasma membrane. The coding region runs from base 274 to 2439 and encodes 721 amino acids. The record is from RefSeq and is a predicted model, not a curated record.